AUGUCAGGAGCCUCCCAGGAGAGCCUGAGGUCCCGGGGACUGCCGGCAUUAGGCAAGGCCUGCUUGACCAGCAUGAACGAGAAGCUUAGCGCACUGAGUGAGAAGGUCGAUAGACUCCUGCAUUUCCAAGAAGACAUUACAGAGAAGCUGCAGGGCCUGGGCCAAGGCCUGGGCCACUUGCAGAGAGGCCUGCACCAGCUGGAGGCUGCUGGCACGCUGGGCUCAGCUAGGGCCAAUGGUGCUCCUUCAGCUGAAACUCAGGCCAUGUGGCCCGAGGUCCUGGAGCUGUUGAGGGCUAUGCAGCAGGAGGCUGCCCAGCAUGGGGCCAGGCUCGAAGCCCUCUGCAGGACGGUGGCAGCUGCCAAUAGGGCCAUGGCUUUGGAGGGGGCCACGUUCCAGAACUCGAAGCUGGUGGAUUUCAUUCUUCAAGGGAGUGUCCCCUGGAGAGAAGGCAGCCUGGCUGACAGUCCCCAAGAGAACAAAGAGCAAGGGGAAGAGAAGGGAGCAAAACCAAAGCGUGCACUGAGUGCCAGAGGUGUGCACGUGGACACCAAACGGCCUCAGGAAGAGACCCAGAAGGUUGACCUGCCAGAGGGGGCAGUGGAGCAGCUGCCUCCCAUCAGCACUUCAGGGAUGGGAGCUGAUCUCAUCCAGGUGGGGGCCGCACCAGGGCAGGGAAACGGUGUCCCUGGCCCAGGCCAGAUGCCUCCUGGCCAAUCACUGCUCCCCACAGAGGCUGAGGCCAAAGCUCCUGAGACUUCCAGCAGAAGCCCUGGGAAUGGCCUGGAAUUGUCUGGGGCACCCAACAGGGUCAGUGAGGUCCCUGCCAGCCAGGAGGUUGCACCAAGUGCAGGACAAGGAGCACCCAGCAGGCCCACCCCUCAGCCCUUGGAUGAGGGCAUGAGGCUGACGUCAGGGCCCAGCCCCCUGUGUCAGGGGCCGCGAAGGCUGUCAGCCCAGCCCAGGGCAGCUCCCAGUGAUGGAGAGACACCUCUAAGGAUUUCCACCCACAUGCAAGAGAUGGAUAGUCCUGAGGAGGUGCUUGUGACCCCAGGUGGCAGCUUUGCACCCACACUCCCCACAGAGUCUCCAGCCACUGCCCAUCCAGGUGAGCAGAACCCACCUGGGCUCCUGUGCUGCCUUCAAGCUUCAGGGACUCAGUUGAGGGAACAGAACCCCCAAGGAGCCAGAGCGUUCUCCCCAAUGCAGAAGAGGAACAGCCAUGGGGGAGCGGAGAUGCACAGGCCUGAGGCUGAGCCCUCUGUAGGACCAAGCUUAGUCGAGAGAGACGGGAGAGAUGAAGCUGCUGACGCCCUGGACCUGCAGCAGGACAAAGGCCUGGAAGCAAGAAACCCUGACCCUGAGAAGGACUGUGUGACUGGGGGCACAGGGAGAGCCGAGGCAGGAAGCAGGAUGCCCCUGGGUGCUGAAGCUGGCAAUGUGGCUCUGGAUGCUGGUCUGGCUCCACCUGCUCCUUUUGAACACCGGAUGGUGAGUGUCAAGGAGAGCUCGGUCUCAGCAGGCUACACAGUGUGCUGGCACGAAGUCUUGGGAGGGGGCCGGUUUGGCCAGGUUCACAGGUGCACAGAGCAGUCCACCGGCCUGCCCCUGGCGGCCAAGAUCAUCAAAGUGAAGAGCGCUAAGGACCGGGAUGAUGUGAAGAACGAGGUCAAUAUCAUGAACCAGCUCAGUCAUGUGAACCUGAUCCAGCUCUAUGAUGCCUUCGAGAGCAAAAACAGCUUUACCCUCGUCAUGGAAUACGUGGACGGGGGUGAACUCUUCGACCGGAUCACGGAUGAGAGGUACCACCUGACUGAGCUGGACGUGGCCUUGUUCACCAGGCAGAUCUGUGAGGGGGUACGUCACCUCCACCAGCACUACAUCUUGCACCUGGACCUCAAGCCGGAGAACAUCCUGUGCGUCAGUCACACUGGACACCACAUUAAGAUCAUUGACUUUGGGCUGGCCAGGAGGUACAAGCCUCGGGAAAAGCUGAAGGUGAACUUCGGCACCCCUGAGUUCCUGGCUCCAGAAGUUGUCAACUAUGAGUUCGUGUCUUUCCCUACAGACAUGUGGAGUGUGGGAGUCAUCACCUAUAUGCUACUCAGUGGCUUGUCUCCAUUUCUGGGGGAAACAGAUGCAGAAACCAUGAAUUUCAUUGUAAACUGUAGCUGGGAUUUCGACGCUGACACCUUUGAAGGGCUAUCAGAGGAGGCCAAGGACUUUGUUUCCAGGUUGCUGAUCAAAGAGAAGAGAAACAUUUCUACGUGGUGACUGCUGCCAACAGGUUAAGGAAAUUCCCAACUGGUCCCUAAUCUUCAAUUCUGCUGCUCUGAAGGGCCCAGAAAUUCAUACUAAGGCCAGUGGUGAAGUGAUGAAGAGAUGACUCAAGAUUUUAAAUAAUCUAGCCUUUUACUCUUAUUGAUUUUACUUAUUUUAUAAAAAAAGGUCUGCUGUUGCCUUUUUUGUGGAUGAAAAAAUGGCUCCAAAGAAAGCAUCCUGAGAACUGUUUUCUGACUUGUAAGAUCAUUAAGUUUGAAAUGCUGUGUUUACUUUUUAAGUAACCUACUUUUGGUGAUAAGUGUUCAGCAUGCUUUAGGUAUGUGAGGAAGCUCCUACUCUGCAUAUGUCAAAUUUAUAUUCUGAACUUACUCUGAUUAAAGACCUCAGUAGACUUUUUAUAGGUGCCUGUCACUCGGUA
Otolemur garnettii (small-eared galago) is the source of this 2701-nucleotide messenger RNA. It is a transcript of the gene MYLK3, whose product is annotated as myosin light chain kinase 3. Gene Ontology annotation, biological process: intracellular signal transduction; protein phosphorylation; positive regulation of apoptotic process. The coding region runs from base 1 to 2274 and encodes 757 amino acids. Gene Ontology annotation, molecular function: protein serine/threonine kinase activity; ATP binding. The transcript has 12 exons. Gene Ontology annotation, cellular component: nucleus; cytoplasm. The record is from RefSeq and is a predicted model, not a curated record. NCBI's taxonomy places the organism in Eukaryota, Metazoa, Chordata, Mammalia, Primates, Galagidae.